UAUCAUAACAACAACAACGUAUCGUCUGCAGUCAGUCGCCGCCAGUCGAAGAUAGGUCGAGGUCGUUGUCAUAUAUACCAAUCGGGCGGCAUUUUAAAUUUUAGUAUUUUCGUUUCUACCAAUGUACUUCUAUAUAUAAUUGUGCAGUCCAACCUAAAGCAGCAAAAAUGACGAACGCGGUGUCUAAAAUGAUUGAAAAUACAUCGCGAAAGCUCAAUGUUAGUGAAGCUAAUCUUUCCAAGGGUGGUCUGUCCAUAGUAGUGGCAUUUUAUAUUUAUAAGGUACUUUAUCCGAAGUUAAGAAAUGUUUAUCACGCGACAAAACCGGAGCAGAAGCAAGAACUGCAAGAAAUUGCCCGGAGAAUAAAGAAGACCGGGCCUUCAGUAAACAGGGAGUUUUUCUUGCAGUUGAAGAAAUUAAUCGGAAUCAUCAUCCCUGGACCAUGGUCCAAACCAGCAGCUUUACUGUACAUUCACACGUUGACGCUUAUAGCAAGAACAUUUCUGUCAAUAUAUGUAGCUCAGUUGGAGGGUCGAGUGGUUAAAUACAUUGUGCGGAGAGACAUAGUAAAUUUUGCUGUAAUGAUGUCAAAAUGGAUUUCCAUUGCCAUACCAGCAACCUUUGUGAAUUCCAUGAUCAGGUUUCUCGAGUCUCACUUGGCACUCUCAUUUCGUUCUCGUCUUGUACGAUAUUCUUACGAUCUUUACUUCAAGAACCAGUGCUACUACCGUGUAUCUAAUCUCGAUGGCCGUUUAGAAAAUGCCGAUCACUGCCUUACUGAUGAUAUUACAGCGUUCACGUCAAGUAUUGCUCAUCUGUAUUCGCAUAUCACAAAACCAAUGCUAGAUACGCUGCUCAUCACCUUGUCUCUUUACAACCUUGCUAAUGCUCGAGGUGGUGCAAGUAUACCAGGACCAGCUCUAGGGACUUUAGUUGUGAUCAUCACAGGGAGAAUUUUACGGCGUGUGUCACCUAAGUUUGGAAUGUUGGUUGCAGAAGAAGCUCAUCGAAAAGGUUAUCUUCGUGCCAUACAUUCUCGAAUCAUUACAAAUGCGGAAGAAAUUGCAUUCUAUGGAGGCCAUAAGAACCAGAAAUUCUGGACAUGUGCCCUGCUAAUGUUUGAAAAAGAAUACAAGAAAGAAGAAGCUGCCAUCUUGAAAGCAAAUGCUGAACAUAUUAGCGUAGGUUAUGCAAAGCAUUUACUCAAUCGACAACAUAAUUUUGCUCACGCGGUUAAGAUGCCACCAAAAGAUUAUAAUCCACUACCCCUUACUACCACAGGGGGACCAGUGGUAGCACCUGGCCCAUCAGGUGCAUCUCCCUUAGUGGUAGUAGGCCCAGCCAUCUUGGGUCAAGUGCUCAGCUUAUAA
Molecule: messenger RNA, 1370 nt
Organism: Macrobrachium nipponense
Lineage: Eukaryota; Metazoa; Arthropoda; Malacostraca; Decapoda; Palaemonidae
Product: ATP-binding cassette sub-family D member 1-like
Exons: 4
Coding region: 168-1370 (400 amino acids)
Biological process (GO): peroxisome organization; fatty acid beta-oxidation; long-chain fatty acid import into peroxisome
Cellular component (GO): peroxisomal membrane
Molecular function (GO): long-chain fatty acid transmembrane transporter activity; ATP binding; ABC-type transporter activity
Source: RefSeq, a predicted model, not a curated record